This is a messenger RNA of Ochotona princeps (American pika), 1177 nucleotides long. RefSeq names its product BCL2 interacting protein 1 (gene BNIP1). Gene Ontology annotation, molecular function: SNAP receptor activity. Gene Ontology annotation, cellular component: SNARE complex; endoplasmic reticulum. Bases 109 to 795 code for a protein of 228 amino acids. NCBI's taxonomy places the organism in Eukaryota, Metazoa, Chordata, Mammalia, Lagomorpha, Ochotonidae. Gene Ontology annotation, biological process: retrograde vesicle-mediated transport, Golgi to endoplasmic reticulum. The transcript is spliced from 6 exons. The record is from RefSeq and is a predicted model, not a curated record.
GCCGGCCUGUAGGGGGCGCGGCCGCGGGCGAGGCGGGAAGGCCGAGCCGGUGGUGCGAAAACGCGUUUGAUCUUGGACCCCGCCGCUGUCCGUAGCCGGCCUCCCAACAUGGCAGCUCCCCAAGACGUCCACGUCCGGAUCUGUAACCAAGAGAUUGUCAAAUUCGACCUGGAGGUGAAGGCGCUUAUUCAGGAUAUCCGCGAUUGUUCGGGACCCUUAAGCGCACUUACCGAACUGAACACUAAGGUGAAAGAGAAGUUUCAACAGUUAAGACACAGAAUACAGGAGCUCGAGCAGUCAGCUAAAGAGCAAGACAGAGAGUCGGAGAAGCAGCUUCUACUGCAGGAGGUGGAGAGCCACAAGAAGCAGAUGCUCAGCAAUCAGACCUCAUGGAGGAAAGCAAAUCUCACGUGCAAAAUGGCCAUCGACAAUCUGGAGAAGGCACAGCUUCUCCAGGGAGGCGAGCUCUUGAGGCAAAGGAAAACCACUAAAGAGAGCCUGGCCCAGACGUCUAGCGCCAUCACCGAGAGCCUCAUGGGCAUCAGCAAGAUGAUGUCGCAGCAGGUGCAGCAGAGUGAGGAGGCCAUGCAGACUCUAGUUAACUCUUCACGCACCAUCCUGGAUGCCAACGAGGAAUUCAAGUCCAUGUCGGGGACCAUCCAGCUGGGCCGGAAGCUCAUCACCAAGUACAACCGCCGGGAGCUGACGGACAAGCUGCUCAUCUUCCUCGCCCUGGCGCUCUUCCUCGCCACAGUCCUCUACAUCGUGAAGAAGCGGCUCUUCCCUUUCCUGUGAGCUGCCUGAAGCUCCUACCUCAGGGUCUGCCCCGGCUCCUGGCUUCCUGCCCCGGCUGCCAGCCCAAGCCACCCCACUUAGUUGGCCUGGUUGCUCAGCAGGUUUGAGAGCAAGUGCCCUAGCUGUCUCGGGUGGGAGGGCUUUGAGCCACAAUAGCUGGGAGCCUGUCCACCCUUGGGCACCAUCCAAAGAGACCUAUGGGAGACAGGCACUCCCUGCUCUCCAUGCUGCCAUGACUGAGGGUGGGCAGAUCCCAGCUGUAGGAUUUAAGACUCGUCUCUCCCUCUGCCCACCUCCAGGGCCGGAUCUGGUGGAGGGACGAUGGGCAGAAGGCUGAGAGACUCAUUCCAGCUCCGUGAAUAAAUGUGACUAUUUAAUAGAA